AUGGCGCAAACCAACGCCAAAGAGAACAUCGCCGAUGGCUUGAUCGCGGGUAUUGCCUCCAAGGCCCCCUCACAAUCCCCUAAGAAAGCGGCAUUGUCACCAAAGAAGUCAUCGCGCAAGACGCGCAGUAAGAGUAUUGGUCCAGGAGGUCUGGGAGAGUUGGAAGCACCACCGCUGAAGGAAGCGUUUGGAAACCGCAGAAAGUCUGCUUUUAUUCCUGCGGUCAAGUCAAUUCUAGCCUCAAACGAUGAAGACGAGAAGAAGAGACGCGAAGCCCGUCGCAAGUCGCUGGCAAGGCGACGCGUAUCUUUCGCGCCAGAGGCGACUCUACACACUUGGGAUGUAGUCGAAUACAUGCGCGAUGCAACCAGUUCCUCUGCCUCGUCCGAGGUCACUCGAAGAGCCUCAACCGUCUCUCAAGCGUCUACCCCGGCAUCGCCUGCCCCUCCUUCCGACCCCGCAGAGCCACCAUCGACCCCACCAGAACAAGCAGAAGAGGCUGAAGCAGAGGCCAGCUCGUCACCUGCAAACCAGCGCGCAUCACAUCAAAAGAAGAACCGCCGAAGUUCUGGCAUACCGCCCAUGAACUUCAACAACCCAGAUGACGUCUACUCCUCAAGCCCUUUGAGCGGAGAUAACGCAUCACCCGGAGACAACGACAAUGGUAGCGACUCUGAUGAUAGUGAUGGGACCGAGAAUCUGGGGGCUUCUCCUGACAACGAAGAUUCUUCCCAAAGCAGCGCCCGACUAGAUGCUGCACUGCGAGAGGCAUCCAACUUGGCAGUCACACAAAACCUGGACUUUGACGAUGAUGGUGAUAUGACUAUGGACAUUGCACAAGACGAGGUUACCGCAGCCUUCAAACCAUGGGCAAAAAAGAGCUACGUUACGGAAUACGACAAGGAGAACGAAAGCCCUGUCGCCUCACCAGCACGAACAGAAGCUGGGGAUGACGAAGACAUGAGCAUGGAUAUCACACGUGCGGUCGGCCGCAUUGUUCCACCACAACAGCAAGAAGAGUCAGACGCACCGAGUUCCGACAUGGAGGAGGACAUGAGCAUGGAACUCACCAUGCCGCUCGGAAGCAUACAAGCUAUGGCGUCGAAUGCGCCAGCCAACCGAAGGAAGAGUCUUAAGAGGAGAGUUUCGACACUUGAGCAAGGAAGUCCGGCGAAGCGCACUGCAAGCCGACGCACGAGCUUGCGUCAACGUCGACAGUCAGAAGAACAAGCCCAGGAAGAUGCGACCAUGGACUUUACAAUGGCAAUUGGAGCGAUUAAGAAGGCACCGCAGCCUGAGCCUGCGAGGCGUGCUAGCGUCCAAUCCACUUUCGAAGAUGCAACAAUGGACUUCACUUUGGCUGUUGGUUCUAUCAAGAAGGGGGAUUCGACUAUGCAGCAAGAACACGAGGAGGGGAAUGAGGUCGAGGAUGAGGACCUUUCCAUGGAGUUCACAAAGAUUGUUGGUCCUGGCAUUAGACGUGCCGACAAGCCAUCCUCAACACCAGAGAAACCUGCUGAUAUUACUCCUGUCCCCGCCACCAAGACACCAACGCCUCAGAAGGCACUCAAGAAAUCACCUGGUAAUAGAAGGACUUCCAUGCUCAGGAACGAAGUCAAGGCUGAGCCGGAAGUGCUGAAGGACAUCACUCCUAGCACCUCUGCUGAGGUCGUCUACCCGAACCUUGAUCCAGAAACUCCAGAAAUUGUGAGGCAAAGGGACAUCGAAGAGAUCGAGCCAUCCCCGUUCGUGCGCCGAACUCCCCUGAGCGCCUUGAAGCAAAACAACGCUAUUACGACCCCAACCAGUGAACAGCGACAGAAGACACCACAGGCAAUCCCCGAAGACCCAGUCGCAGCGCCAAUCUUGAACCGACGCCGCUCUUCAUUGUCUGCGGUACAAUUCAGCCCCAUCAACGCCCCACGCGAGGAACCCGUGCUGAAGAGCACGGCAAUCCUCAGCAACAGUAUCAAGCUACUUUCGACCCCACGGAAGCAAUCGUUGAUGUCACCAAUGAAAAAGGGUCUGACCCCAAAGAAAUCUCAAACCCCACAAAAGCAGCAGACGCCAAAGCAAAAGACUCCAACCCCCAAGAAAGCUACGCCACGAAAGAGUAUGAGCCCUAAGAAGCGUGUACUCUUUGGUGAACAACCGGAAGAAGAGAACGAGGUGGAAGAAAGCGUUGCAGAUGAUGGUUCGGAAGUUGAACGUAUCUCAUUGCAAGACUUCCUUGACAUGACAAAGAUUCGCUUCAUGGAUCUUAGUACGACCAAGCGACGUCAUACUGCAGCUCCUGCUUCGUUCCACGACGUGGAAGUGGAGGAGAAAGAGGAGUCUUUGGAUCGCUAUGUUGUGGCCGGUGCAUGCACUCUGCCAGAGUACGAGCUCUAUCAACAUGCGUGUCAUGAGAUGAAGAAAUACAUCUCCGACGGCCGCCACUUCGUCCGCACUAUGGAGGCAAAUGUCCUGGAGGAUAACCCACUGCUCUUCAGCGAAUACCUCACUGCUCCCCCGGAUCAACGCAAGGUCAUGGACAACCAAUUCAAGAACCUGAAGACGAACGCUCGUCUUGAGGCUCGCGGCGAGUGGUACACAUGGCGAAGCACGCUUCUGCAUGAUCUUAAAGCAGGUCUUUUUCACACAAUGGAUGGCUUCAAGCGUGAUGAGUCUACACUCGUCAACCAGGAACAGCUACUCGAUGUUGUGCUGCCGCCCCUGAUUGAGAAGAAGGAGCACUUGUCUGUUGAGUGUAAGCAGCUACAGCAGCGUCAUGAUGAGCUUAAUAGCUGCGACCGGGAAGAGCUUGAGCAGACCAGGGAAAAGCUCGUCGCUACCGAUGCCGAAUUGCAAAAGAAGAAGCAAUUGCUACUUCGGCUCCAGCAAGAGCUCGCCGAUAAGGAGCAGCGUAUCCAGGCAGCCAAAGACCGAAAAGUUGAGUGCGUUGAAGAAAUCAAAGCAGCUGAGCGCUUGCGAGAAAACUGCCGUGGCUGGUCUACAAGCGAAGUCAGUAACCUGAAAGCCAAAGUCACUGCUCUCGAGCAAGCCCACGGCUGGUCCAUUACUUCGGCUUCCUCAACAAGCAUUACAAUGACCCACCUGAACGAUCUGGAAUUGUACUUUGCACCUUCUGCCUUCGCCACAGGCUCGGACACACCCAAUGCUUCCAUAUCACUCGCAUACAUUGGGGACUCGGCAACACCCCAUCCUCGUCCCCUGACCACUAGCAAACGCUUUUUCCUCCAGCUCAUCCGCGCACAUCUUCAUUGCAUCCCUCAAUCACAAACGCGCAUCUCGUCACUUCUGUCGCUUGUCAAGAAUGGCUGGGCUACUGCUCUCGCAGUUGCUGCAGGUGUUCGAUGGCUCGAGCACAGCUACAUUACCGAGGAGUAUAUUCUUUCAGACGAGCGGAUGGCAAUUUCUACCAACAUGCUUCUUCCUACUCUUCAGACCAAGAUCAGGGCCACCUUUGAGGUUGGCGUUGUUCUAGGCAAGGAAGGUAUAGAGACCGAUGUCAGCACAAGGGCCGAGGUUGUCUACGGUGAGAAGUAUGGCGAGGAGAAGAUGGGUGCAUUCCUGAGGGACUUUUGUGGAAAUGAGGUGAAGGAAGAGGGUCGUAUGUCAGUAUGGGCAGACGCCAUGCUAGAUCUUGGGGCGAGACUGAAGAAGACUGGGAGGAAGGGUGAGAGAAAGUAG
Pyrenophora tritici-repentis Pt-1C-BFP is the source of this 3693-nucleotide messenger RNA. RefSeq names its product Spc7 multi-domain protein. Gene Ontology annotation, biological process: mitotic sister chromatid biorientation; protein localization to kinetochore; mitotic spindle assembly checkpoint signaling. The record is from RefSeq and is a predicted model, not a curated record. Gene Ontology annotation, cellular component: kinetochore. NCBI's taxonomy places the organism in Eukaryota, Fungi, Ascomycota, Dothideomycetes, Pleosporales, Pleosporaceae.